Messenger RNA from Oppiella nova, 1047 nucleotides. Lineage: Eukaryota; Metazoa; Arthropoda; Arachnida; Sarcoptiformes; Oppiidae. The record is from the annotation of a GenBank genome assembly.
UUAAAUUUAAUAUAAUUAUUCUAAUUGUCUAGAAAUAAACUUGAUCAUUACAAAAAAUGGGUGUGUGUGGCCAACUGAGAUUGGUCCAUUUGUGGCGGUUUCUGUUGACUUGCGUAUAUGAGUUCGGCACUAAUCUUCUCGGAUUGAGGGGUCGGGUAAAGAGCGAUAAGAAACUCAAUGGACAGGUAGUUGUGGUGACCGGUGCUAACACUGGCAUUGGAAAAGAGACGGCGUAUCAAAUGACGCUCAGGGAGGCCAAGGUAUACAUCGGGUGUCGGGAUGUCGUCAAAGGAGAGACAGCUGUCAAAGACAUUGUGGCACUGAAUCCAAAGGCAGACAUAAAACUAUUAAAACUUGAUUUGUCUUCACUUCAAUCGGUCCGCCACUUCGCCAAAGAUUUGUCUCAAUUGGAGUCCAAAGUGGAUAUCCUUAUCAAUAACGCAGGGGUUAUGGCGUGUCCUGAAUGGCAGACUGAGGACGGCUUUGAGAUGCAGUUUGGGACCAAUCAUUUGGGUCAUUUUCUGUUAACUUUACAUUUGGUACCACUGCUGAGGAAGUCAUCGGCAGCUCGUGUGAUAACCGUGGCCUCUAGUGGUCACGGAUUAGGAAAUAUUCAUUUAAAUAACAUAAACCUCCGAAACGGUGAUUAUCACCCGUGGUUUGCCUACGGACAGAGCAAACUCGCAAAUGUCUUGUUUAGCCGAGAGUUGGCUAAAAGAUUAAGACAUACCAAUAUCAACACGUAUUCAUUAAAUCCCGGUGCCAUUGAUACUGAUUUACAAAGACAUGUUGAGAAAAGCGAUGACAAACCAAAAGGAAAGGGAUUUAUGAGGAGAAACCUUUUGAUGACACCUUUCAUGGGAUCUCAGACUACACUGUAUUGCGCUCUGGAGGAGGAUUUGGACGACGAGACCGGAUAUUACUACGACAAUUGUCGGCGAAUUGAUUAUAUGAUACCCGAAGCCAAUGACGACAAGACCGCCAAAGCUCUCUGGAUAUUGAGUGAAGACUUUGUCAAACUUGAAGAUCAUCUCAGGAUUUAAUUCA